Molecule: messenger RNA, 1423 nt
Organism: Trichobilharzia szidati
Lineage: Eukaryota; Metazoa; Platyhelminthes; Trematoda; Strigeidida; Schistosomatidae
Source: the annotation of a GenBank genome assembly
CUUGUGGACCACUGAAAUCUCAUUGGUUUCCAACGUCCUUGGCGGGAUUUUAUCUCAACGUAUGGCUGUUAAUUUUGUACUCCGCAUUGAAAUUAGCAGUUUCGUCUAAACGCAAAUGUCUGAUGAUAUAUGGGAGGAAAGUGUUGUUAAAGGAUUUCAUUUUGACUUGGAAGAAUCCGAUAACAUUUCAACCUACAGUCAAAGUCUCGCAGAAUGUUUCACUGAGGCAUUUUCCGACGAACCAGUAGUAACAGACCUCAAUAGUCAGUUUUGUGCAAUAUGCCAUAAUUUGAUCACUAAUCAAAUUUAUUAUGAAAAGGAUGCCAUCUUUUGCUCUGAGGCAUGUUGGCUGAAAGCUAUUACAAUUGCUCUUGAUGAUUUUGUUGUUGAGGGAAUGAGUACAUGGCCAUUGAGUACAUUUGUUUCACAAGCAUCUAAAGUUGUUCUCCUCAAUUUGGCCACACGUUCAUUUGAUGGUAAUUUAAUCAUAAAGCUUAUUAACAAAUUUAGAAAUUCGUUUUCUGAAAGUGUCUUUCAACACAUUUUAUUAAAAAAUCGUGUGGUUGCCUUACAUUUUAUUAAUUUUCUUAGAAAAACUGGACAGUUAGCAGAUUUAAAAAAAUAUAUGAAACUUCUUGGAUUUAUUAGAGAAAGUGAAAUACCAAGCUACAAUCAACUGAUGCAAAAGCUAAUGAAUAUGUCAACAGGUCAUGUUGAUGAAGUGAAUAAAUAUUUAAUGCAGAUCGCAGAAUCUGAUGUAGCUUCACAUUCAUCAAUGAAACAUCUUGUUGAAAUCUCUUCAGAACUGGCUGUGAUCUUAGAUUAUCAAAAUAGCUAUGAAAAAGAAUGGAAUUUAACUUACAAUGAACUUUCUUUAGAUGCAAAUGUUCGAAAAGCGACUAUGACACUACCUAACACUUUAAUCAUGCAACCAUUAUGUGAAACGCUUAGUGCAUUGGUUAGAAUGGAUCAAACAGUUAAAACAAAUAGUAGAGCUGAAAUUCUUGGGAAAAAGUGCAAAAUGUCAGAUGAACAGUUUAAGUGGCUAGUGAUUGAGCCACUAGUGCAGUCACAGAACUGGAAUGAUUUGGAAUGUAUUUUAUUAAAAAAGAAAUCAUUGUCGCGUCGUAUGGAAGUUAUCCUUCCAAGUGAUCGCUUAGUUCUUCACCUAUAUUCAUUAGGUGCACCGAACAACAUCAUUGAAAAUUACCUGAAAUUUAUCAGUGAUAAUGAAGAAUUUAUUCAAAUUGCUAUCCGCUUGAAAAUGAUCGAUGAAGCACUAAAGCUUUGCUUAGAAAGACGAAAUGUGAACGCCUUAAAGGACCUCCUAUCUCAAAUCCCUAGCAAUCACCGAAGGAAGGAAGAAAUAUCUCACUACCUAUCGAUUCCUGUUGCACAAUGGAAAGACUUUUUGUGUAAAUAA